AUGGCUUUGUGUUUCAUUCUGCUGGUUGCGUGUUGGCCGUUCACACCGAGCUGCAGCGCGACUUUACCCCAGUGGCUCCAGCACAUCUCCACCAGCCUCUUCAACUUGUCCGGAGACAUCGUGCUCGGAGGGCUUUUCCCCAUCAACCAGCUCACCAGCAACCUGAGCCUGAGGAGGGAGCCCGACAACGUCAGCUGUGAAAGUAUAAAUGAAUACGGACUGGGCCUCGCUAUCGUCAUGAAAUACGCUGUGGAUGAGAUCAACGCCAACCAGAUUCUGCUCCCCGGCAUCAAGUUAGGUUAUGAGAUUUACGACACGUGCAGACAAUCUGCCGUCGUGGUGAAGCCGACGAUCUCCUUCCUCACUGCGAAGUCCACCAAAGCGCUGUCUGUGGAGUGCAACUACACCGACUAUGAGACCAGCGUGCCCGUCGUCAUCGGGCCUUACAGCUCAGAAAUGGUGUCGAUCAUCGGGAAGCUGCUGGGAUUCUUCCUGAUGCCACAGAUCAGCUACGGCGCCACCAGUGACAAGUUCACCGACCACCUCCUCUACCCGUCCUUCUUCCGCACGGUGCCCACUGACAAAUGGCAGGUGGAUGUCAUGGCCCUCCUGAUGAAGGAGUUUGACUGGAACUGGGUGGCGGUGGUGGGCAGUGAGGAGGAAUACGGACAACAAGGCGUGCAGCAGUUUUCCAAAGUGGCAGAAAAGAUGUCGGUGUGUGUGGCCUAUCAGGGCCUGAUCCCGGUUUACACCGACCCCGAGCCGGCGGUUAAAACAAUCAUCAGCAACAUCAUAGCCACCAACGUCGGUGUGGUCGUGGUGUUUUCUCUCCCAGAGCAGGCUGAGGUCUUCUUUAAAGAGGUGAUCCGCAGGAAUGUCACAGGUGUUUGGAUCGCCAGCUCAAGUUGGGCCAUCCACAGCCGACUGGUCUCCCUCCCCAACAUCCAAGCGGUUGGCACAAUCAUUGCAUUCAUUGACAAGACCCAGACGCUGGAUCUGCUCGCUCCCUACACACAGGAGCUCCUCCUGAAGCUGAGCCAGGAGAGGGCGAGCACGCCGCCGCCAGCCUCAAGCCCCGGCAAUCCUGACAAUCCCUGUCCACAGUGCUGGAACCUGUCGCCUGCUAACAUCAGCUUGGUGACGGACCCUGCAGUGCAGCGCACAGCGUUCGGUGUGUACGCUGCCGUCUACAGUGCAGCUCAGGCACUGCACAACCUGCUGGAGUGCAGCUCAGCUGCAUGUAAGUGGGACCCAGAAACCAAAAUCUAUCCCUGGAAGCUGCUGGAGGUUUUAAGGAAUACGUCUGUUGACAUAAAUGGCAAACAGUUAGUGUUUGACAGUAACGGCAACCCAAACAUCGGUUAUGAUUUGAUCGAGUGGGAGUGGAAGCCCUCAGGUGUGGACUUCAGCAUCGUUGGAAGCUUUUAUGAACAACUGUCCAUCAACAAGUCGCUCUUUAAAUGGCACACUGCAGAGGUUCCUCAGUCCACCUGCUCAGGUGCAUGUGGGGCCGGCCAGGUCCGCAGAGUCAAAGGUUUCCAUUCCUGCUGCUUUGAUUGUAUCGACUGUUUGCCAGGAAGCUACCAGGCUGCUGAGGAGGACAUCCAGUGCACCAAGUGUCCUGAGCGUCAGUGGUCCCUGAUCCGCAGCACCAACUGCACUGAGCCCACCUUCGACGUCUUGUCCUGGGACACGCCUGAGGCCCUACAAAUGGUUCUGAUCGGGGUGGGCCUGCAGGUGUGUCAGGCGUCGGUGGGCGUCGUGUUCUUGAUGCACCGAGGGACGCCGCUGGUGAAGGCCUCGGGGGGACCCCUGAGCUUUGUGGCUCUGCUCAGCCUGAUGGGAGCCUGCUUCAGUCUGCUGCUCUUCCUGGGGCAGCCGGGAGACGUGGUGUGUCGUCUCCAGCUGCCCUUCACCUCCAUGUUCCAAACCGUCGCCCUCUCAGUCAUCAUGGCUAUCUCGCUGCAGAUUUUCUACGUGACAGAGUUCCCAGAGAUGGCCGCCUCUCACCUGCACAUACUGAGAGGUCCUGGGAGCUGGCUGUUUGUGCUCGUCUGCUGCGCCGUGCAGGCCGGCCUCUGUGGAUGGUUCGUCCAGGAAGGUCCAACACUGUCUGAACACGUGGCAGAUAUGACCAUAGACUUCGUGAGGGCGUUCUUGUCCUGUCCAGUGCUGCCUUUGUCUGGAUUUGCCCUCAUGCAAGGCUUCAACGGUGCGAUGGCCCUCGUGUCAUUCAUGUGCACCUUCAUGGCAGUGAAGCCUCUCCAUCAGUACAACCUGGCCAGGGACAUCACCUUCUCCACCCUCAUCUACUGUGUGACCUGGGUCAUCUUUAUUCCAAUCUACAUCGGCUUGAACACCAAGAACAGGUCGAUCGUCCAUGUUUACUUCACCCUGGUGAGCGACUUCGGGCUCAUGGCGGCCUACUACCUGCCAAAAUGCUACCUGCUGUUGAGGAAGCCUGAGCUGAACACACCAGAGCACUUCUGCACCUUCCUGGAGGGCGUCCCACCGACACAGGCUCAGGAGGAGCCACAGCCACAGCCAGAGAAAUGAACGGGACUCCUACAACACGACGUUAUGAAUAAAACCAGAACUGCAGACUUGCAUGCGUUUCUAUGUGCAGCUGUAUAUGAAUGAAAACUUGUUUAUUUUAGGCCUACAGCCAAUAAAACGUGUAUUAUAUCAGGCGACAAUACUUGGCUGAAUGAAUCAUGUAAAAAACAAACUCAUACAUGAAGUCUAGAAAUAAUAUAUGAUGUAAAAUGACCUGAUGGUAGUUUAGUUGGUAUUUGUCGUUGAAUUUCUGUUUGUAUGUUGUUGAUAUGAAUGUUCCUAACAACUGCUUCGACUGAAUAUCAAGCAUGGUGGAAUAAAACCGACUAUAAGA
Molecule: messenger RNA, 2890 nt
Organism: Stegastes partitus (bicolor damselfish)
Lineage: Eukaryota; Metazoa; Chordata; Actinopteri; Pomacentridae
Gene: tas1r3
Product: taste receptor, type 1, member 3
Exons: 8
Coding region: 1-2556 (851 amino acids)
Biological process (GO): sensory perception of umami taste; G protein-coupled receptor signaling pathway; sensory perception of sweet taste
Cellular component (GO): plasma membrane
Molecular function (GO): G protein-coupled receptor activity
Source: RefSeq, a predicted model, not a curated record